Pomacea canaliculata is the source of this 1112-nucleotide messenger RNA. RefSeq lists its product as uncharacterized. NCBI's taxonomy places the organism in Eukaryota, Metazoa, Mollusca, Gastropoda, Architaenioglossa, Ampullariidae. The record is from RefSeq and is a predicted model, not a curated record. The transcript is spliced from 3 exons. Bases 319 to 633 code for a protein of 104 amino acids.
GGGUGGAUUUCAUGUUCAGCGCUUAACUUACCUCCGAAUAAAACCCGCAGCCCCUAUUAGCUACUCGCUGGUAAGGCCAGCGCGUCCCGCGCAUUUCGUGUUUCCGACUUUACCCGACAAUAGCUAACUGGCGAUGCAAAUUUAGAACUGCGACCUACAUUCUUUGUUCCGGGGGAUUCCCUACUUGUGCGCAUGUCCAGAAGACGUUAAUAUGUCUUCCGGGAAAAACAAACAGACGUGCUCACAGAUUUACUGUACAACUCUGUGGAUGUGCUCUUUUCGCGGAACAAACUUUGUCAGCCGACUUUUUUUAUAAUAAUGGAGCCGACGUCUUCCAAACGCCAGCGAGGAGCAAACUGGUCCAGCAGGGAAGUACGGGCAUUAUUAGAGUUUAAGAGAGAGGUUUUUGAGAUAACUCUAGUCAGCAGCUGCCCAGAUUUGCCUUCAUAUGCACCUGUUCCUGAUGGUGGCCUAACAAAGGAAGUGUUCUCUAGUGUAGAUGUCUAUGAUACAAAUAGUUUAAGAUGUACUCUCAAUAUAUAUUCUGAGAAAAUAAGUGUCAAGCAGAAUUUAAGUUCAGGUCAGCUUUAUGCUAUACCUAACGCUGUUUGCAGAAAUGACAAGUACUGUUAAUAGUUUGUAAUCUCAGCAGUCCUGUCCAACCUUAAAUGAAUUUUCAGUAGGAUGCAUGUGUGGAAGUGUAAUGUAUCUUAAGAGUAAUGUACAAUCUAAGAUUGCAUAUUUUUGUGGUGCACAACUUGUGAACCAAAUAUUGAAACUUGCACUGGUUUUUCAUUGUUGUUGUUGUUUUGGGAUGAGCAGACAUUUAGAGUUGCAUGCUGGAAUUAAUAAAGUUGAUCAUUCAUUUUCAUUGUAUUUUCUGCCUGUUCCUUAACCGAGAAUGUCUAAUGCUGAUAUACUUUACUCUUCUUCAGAAUUUUGCUUCAAAGUGAGUGGAAGCCUCAAACAUUUAUUCCAAAGAGUUGCACAUGUAAAAUAUUGUUCAAGAAGAAUAUAAGAUUUUAAUAGCCAAGUGACAGCAUUAAGAACAUGUCUUAGUGAUGACCGCUACUCUUGACAAACACUUGCAGAGGCCACCACAUGCACUACUG